GGCGCGGCGGCAACAUGGUGAACACCAGGCGGGCGGCGGCGGCGCGGCGCCGGCAGCAGGGAGCGCGGGCAGGCGGUGGCAGCCCCGGCGAUCGCGAUGCCGAUCCCGCCACUGCGGCGGAGGUGAGAUCCACUGAAAUUAGUACUCCUGUGACUAGGAGGAUGACUAGAAGAACUAAAUCAGUUUGUAAGCCAGAGGUGAUUCAGGAAUGUCAGUUUGAAGAGUUGGAACAUGCAGAAAUGAAAUCAGAUGUCAGUGAUAGCUCAGAGAUGCAGAUUUCUAGGAAUGAGAACACAGCUGUUCAGUCAGCACAAUCAGUUGCUGAACCACAAGUUGAUGGAGAUGUGUCAGAAGCAGAAUCAAACUGCUCUUCUGUGUCUGGUCUCCAGACACCCUUGUUUGUAAGAAUAACACGAAGGCGACAAAUUGUAAUUCCUUAUCAACCAGAUUCUGCUGACAAAAAAAGACACGACAAUACAGCUUUUGUAAGUAAGUUAAGUAGGAUUCUGGAUGAAGAUGAUGUCUCUGAAGCUGAGUCUUGUUCCUCUGCUGUUUCUGGUGUCCACGUACCUAAUGUUACCACAAGUACAAGGAGCAGGCAAAGCAAAAAGAAAUUGUGGCCAGACACAGUUCGUGAAGCCCAGACUGAAGAUACUUCUGAUGCAGAAUCGUGUUGCCUAAGUUCUCAUGUGGAACCAUCUGUCACUACCAAACGAAUUACUAGGAGCAUGCAAAUGAAAUCACAAGCAGAAAAUACUAAGCAGACUGAGAAAAAAAAUGAAUUUGUUUCAGAAGAUGAGAAUUUAAUUGAGGACACCAUUAAAUCUGAGCCCAUAAUAAUUUCUGAUUCUAGACCUACUGCAGAACUUGUCUGUGACACCGAAGAUGCUUCUACCCUCAUUGAGAGUAAUAAAGAACCCAGUUCACCUGAAAGUAAAUGUGCUUCCAAAUGUGCUAAUGCAACCCGGAGUGAAGACACAAAAGAAGAGGUUUUAAGUGAUGUGACAUCCCAUCUUACAAAAACAAAACAAAGUGACACUAAAUCACCUGUGAAGAAAACAACAAAAAAUACACAGUCUGUUGAGAUAGACCAUUCAGAAGCAAUAUGUGACCAAAUACAAGAAGAUAACAGUAAAAUACUUGGGAGGGGGAGGAAAUUAGAGUGUGUGGCUGUUUCUUUGACUGACUGCAUGAGUCCUAAACAAUUUCUAGAAUCCCAUGGACAAGUAGCACCAAAUGAAAGUAACGAGAUUGCAGAAUGCAAAAGGGCAGAUACUGACGCAGAUGCACAGCAGUCUGUCACAUGUGCUGAUAAAUUGAGGAAGAGUAAGCAAGCUAGUGCAGUGAGCAGCCCAUCAAAGGACGUGGCUGUUGCACAGACAACUGAAAGCAUUGGUAUAAGCAGGAUGCUCGAAAUUGGUGCAGACAGGGGUGAAGACCAAACAAAAGAACAUGAGGUAUCCCACAGCAGUGAAAAAUCAAGCAGUGGUAAUGACUCUGUUGCAUUGUUUCUGAGCAACAGUGACAGUGAUGACUCUGAAAAUAGCGAUAUGGCAGACAUAGAUACAGUUGAUGAGAAUGUGUGUCACACAAAGUCAUAUGAGAGAAGUCAUUCCCUCAAAAAAUCUUUUAAAAACGGUUCGCUGCAUGUUGAAGGUCUUUUUGUAAUUGAUACUGAGCCUGGCACGAGUUCCAGCCAGAAGUAUUAUCUGGAUGAUGUAGACCAAGACAGCGAUGCUGAAAGUAAGCAUGAAGGAGGUGAAGAAGGUAAAGAAUCAGAUUUGGAAGAGGAUGAAGAGGAAUUGAUAGAUGAAGAUGAAAAAGAUGAAGAUGAUGAUCUGUUGAAAAACAAGGUUGACGUUUUACAUCUUUCCAGUAGCAUAGACCCUGGUUUGAAUAUCAAGAAGCUUGGAGGUUUAUAUAUCAGUUUUGAUGCAAAAAAUCAGAAGCCUGGAUCAAGUGUAAUUGAAAAACCGAAGGAGAAGAAGAAGGAUCAGCUCUUGCAGAAGAGUGUAAUAACCCCAGACUUUGAAAGAAAGGAAUGUGUCCCACCUUACAGGGAAUCACUUCACCAGCUGAAGAAACAGCGCAGGGCAGAGCGAGAGAAAACAGCAGGUGAUGGCUGGUUUGGUAUGAAAGCCCCAGAAAUCACAAGUGAACUGAAAAAUGAUCUUAAAGUUUUGAAGAUGAGAGCUUCAUUGGACCCUAAGCAUUUCUAUAAGAAGAAUGAUAGAGAUGGUCUGCCUAAGUACUUCCAGGUUGGAACUGUAGUUGAUUCUCCCAUAGACUUUUACCAUAGUCGAAUCCCUAAGAAACAGAGGAAGAGAACAAUUGUGGAAGAGCUGCUUGCAGAUUCAGAGUUCAGAAGAUAUAAUAAAAAGAAGUAUCAGGAGAUCAUGAGUGAAAAAGCAGCUUUUGCAGCAGGGAAGAAGAAUCGGAAGAAGAAGAAAUUUCACAAUUAAGAAUUGAAGAAAAAUACCAAGCUGGAACAACUUACUUGUUAUAAAACUUUCUUGCAGAA
Molecule: messenger RNA, 2521 nt
Organism: Corvus hawaiiensis (hawaiian crow)
Lineage: Eukaryota; Metazoa; Chordata; Aves; Passeriformes; Corvidae
Gene: DNTTIP2
Product: deoxynucleotidyltransferase terminal interacting protein 2
Exons: 7
Coding region: 15-2462 (815 amino acids)
Biological process (GO): RNA processing
Cellular component (GO): nucleolus
Molecular function (GO): RNA binding
Source: RefSeq, a predicted model, not a curated record